Molecule: messenger RNA, 2523 nt
Organism: Poecile atricapillus (Black-capped chickadee)
Lineage: Eukaryota; Metazoa; Chordata; Aves; Passeriformes; Paridae
Exons: 1
Coding region: 1-2523 (840 amino acids)
Source: RefSeq, a predicted model, not a curated record
AUGAAGGGGAAGCACGCUGGCCCCUGCCCCUGGGAGCUCAGGGGGUUUGGUGGGCACAGCAUCAGGCACAGCACCGGGCACAGCACCGGGCACAGCAUCGGGCACAGCAUCGGGCACAGAACCGGGCACAGCAUCGGGCACAGCAUCGGGCACAGAACCGGGCACAGCAUCGGGCACAGCACCGGGCACAGCAUCGGGCACAGAACCGGGCACAGAACCGGGCACAGCACCGGGUACAGCACCGGGCACAGCACCGGGCACAGCACCGGGCACAGCACCGGGAACAGCACCGGGCACAGCACCGGGCACAGCACCGGGCACAGCACCGGGAACAGCACCGGGAACAGCACCGGGAACAGCACCGGGCACAGCACCGGGCACAGCACCGGGCACAGAACCGGGCACAGCACCGGGCACAGCAUCGGGAACAGCACCGGGCACAGCACCGGGCACAGCACCGAGCACAGCACCGGGCACAGCAUCGGCCACAGCACCGGGCACAGCAUCGGGCACAGCACCGGGCACAGCACCGGGCACAGAACCGGGCACAGAACCGGGCACAGCAUCAGGCACAGCACCGGGAACAGAACCGGGCACAGCACCGGACACAGCACCGGGAACAGCACCGGGCACAGCACCGGGCACAGCACCGGGCACAGCACCGGACACAGCAUCAGGCACAGCACCGGGAACAGCACCGGGAACAGAACCGGGCACAGCACCGGGAACAGAACCGGGCACAGCACCGGGAACAGCACCGGGCACAGCAUCAGGCACAGCACCGGCCACAGCACCGGGCACAGCACCGGACACAGCACCGGGAACAGCAUCGGGCACAGCACCGGGAACAGCAUCGGGCACAGCACCGGGAACAGCAUCGGGCACAGCACCGGGAACAGCACCGGGCACAGCACCGGGCACAGCACCGGGCACAGCACCGGGCACAGCAUCGGGCACAGCAUCGGGCACAGCACCGGGCACAGCACCGGACACAGCACCGGGCACAGCACCGGACACAGCAUCGGGCACAGCACCGGGCACAGCACCGGGAACAGCACCGGGCACAGCACCGGGCACAGCACCGGGCACAGCAUCGGGCACAGCAUCGGGCACAGCAUCGGGCACAGCACCGGGCACAGCACCGGGAACAGCAUCGGGCACAGCACCGGGCACAGCACCGGGAACAGCACCGGGCACAGAACCGGGCACAGCAUCGGGCACAGCACCGGGCACAGCACCGGGCACAGCAUCGGCCACAGCACCGGGAACAGCACCGGGAACAGCACCGGGAACAGCACCGGGAACAGCAUCGGGCACAGCACCGGGCACAGCACCGGGCACAGCACCGGGCACAACAUCGGCCACAACACCGGGCACAGCACCGGGCACAGAACCGGGAACAGCACCGGGAACAGCACCGGGAACAGCACCGGGCACAGCACCGGGCACAGCACCGGGCACAGAACCGGGCACAGCACCGGGCACAGCAUCGGGAACAGCACCGGGCACAGCACCGGGCACAGCACCGAGCACAGCACCGGGCACAGCAUCGGCCACAGCACCGGGCACAGCAUCGGGCACAGCACCGGGCACAGCACCGGGCACAGAACCGGGCACAGAACCGGGCACAGCACCGGGCACAGCACCGGGCACAGAACCGGGCACAGCACCGGACACAGCACCGGGAACAGCACCGGGCACAGCACCGGGCACAGCACCGGACACAGCAUCAGGCACAGCACCGGGAACAGCACCGGGAACAGAACCGGGCACAGCACCGGGAACAGCACCGGGCACAGCAUCAGGCACAGCACCGGCCACAGCACCGGGCACAGCACCGGACACAGCACCGGGAACAGCAUCGGGCACAGCACCGGGAACAGCAUCGGGCACAGCACCGGGAACAGCACCGGGCACAGCACCGGGCACAACACCGGGCACAGCACCGGGCACAGCACCGGGCACAGCACCGGGCACAGCACCGGGCACAGCAUCGGGCACAGCAUCGGGCACAACACCGGGCACAGCACCGGGAACAGCACCGGGCACAGAACCGGGCACAGCACCGGGCACAGCACCGGGAACAGCACCGGGCACAGAACCGGGCACAGCACCGGGCACAGCACCGGGCACAGCAUCGGGCACAGCAUCGGGCACAACACCGGGAACAGCACCGGGCACAGCACCGGGAACAGCAUCGGGCACAGCACUGGGAACAGCACCGGGCACAGCACCGGGCACAGCACCGGGCACAGCACCGGGCACAGCAUCAGGCACAGCACCAGGCACAGCACUGGGCACAGCACCGAGCACAGCACCGGGCACAGCAUCAGGCACAGCAUCGGGCACAGCAUCGGGCACAGCACCGGGAACAGCACCGGGCACAGCCCCGGGCACUGCCCAUCCCAGGCCAUCCCUCCCCCGGAUUCCCAGGGCCUCCUGCCGGGAGCAUCUCCCUGCUCCGGGUUUGCCAUUUUUCAUGCUGCUGCAAUGCAAACAGCCCCGACCCUGGGUAAAUGUUAG